This is a messenger RNA of Morchella importuna, 1581 nucleotides long. RefSeq lists its product as uncharacterized. Gene Ontology annotation, biological process: transmembrane transport; metal ion transport. The coding region runs from base 1 to 1581 and encodes 526 amino acids. NCBI's taxonomy places the organism in Eukaryota, Fungi, Ascomycota, Pezizomycetes, Pezizales, Morchellaceae. The record is from RefSeq and is a predicted model, not a curated record. Gene Ontology annotation, cellular component: membrane. The transcript is spliced from 10 exons. Gene Ontology annotation, molecular function: magnesium ion binding; magnesium ion transmembrane transporter activity; cobalt ion binding.
AUGGGUUACGGCUCGCUACCAUCCAAACCACCUCGUCAGGGCAGAAGACUCCCACGCAUCGAUUCAAACGUGGUCUCGUCUCCCCGUUCAUCUGGAGAAGAGGAGGGCAUGGAUGUCGAAGCGAAUUUGAACAAUAUGUCAAGCCCCAAAUCCCCCUCGUUCAGUGGUCAUCGGCAUUCAAGCAGCGGUCGCUUUCGUUUACGGCGAGCUGGUACUAUCUUAGCAUCAAAGAACUAUCAAGAAGAGCUUCCUGGACAGGAACCAGGGCUUGAUCCAAACGAAACUUUGGAUUCCAGGGUGAAGAUUCACACUGCAUGCGGAAUUACUGUAGUCGACUUCUCGGAAGAUGAAAUUGUACAGACUGAGCUUGAAAAUGCGAGUUUGAUCUCGUUUUUAGAAAAACCAAGGGAGGACUGGGUUGGUGUGCGGUGGAUAAAUUGCAAUGGUCUAUCGUGGGACUGUAUCCAGGCUCUGGCAAAGUAUAAGGGGCUUCAUAAAUUAGCAAUUGAGGAUCUCCUCAACACGAAGAACAGGACAAAAUGCGACUGGUACUCGGACCAUGCCUUUGUUAUUCUCCCGCUGCUGAAAUUGGUCCAUAUAAACGAAGUAACCCAAAAAGUGGAGAAUGAUGAAAAUACAAGGGAAUUUCUCUACGGGGAUGGUCCUCCGGUGAACAGAAUAAAGACAAUUCAGAAGUACUAUGGGGGACCUAAUAAAGAACGCACCCAAUACAUGGAACGGCACUCGAGCUUAGCAUCGAAAGGACUUGCCGUGAGUGUAGAGCAAGUUUCGAUGUUUUUGACCGCCGACGGCACUGUUAUCAGCUUUUUCGAACAUUCUGCGGAUGAUGUUGAACCACCAAUUCUCAAUCGACUCUAUUCGGCAAACACACUUUUGCGGUCCGUCUGCGACCCGUCAAUGAUAAUGCAGGCCAUCAUUGAUGCCAUAGUUGAUUUAGCAUUCCCAGUAGUUGGAGCAUACCAAGAUGUGAUAGCCGAGCUUGAACUUGACGUGCUCACCGACCCAUCUAUUUCCCAGUCACAGGAACUUUAUAUUCUCACCAGUGAGCUAUCGCUCCUAAAAAGUACAAUUUCACCAGUUGUUGGCUUGGUUUCGUCACUCAGGGACCACAAGAAAAGUUUUUCGGGGACUUCGAAAGCUUUCAAGGGUGUAGAGGUUAGCGAGGUUACAAAGACUUAUCUAGGGGAUGUAGACGACCAUCUGUUGUUACUCCUUGAGAACGUAGAGACCAUGAAGAGAGCAGCAGACAACAUGAUUGAUUUGAUUUUCAACACAAUUGGCUCACUCCAAAAUGAGUCGAUGAAGAUGCUAACCCUCGUAACGAUUCUCUUCCUCCCGAUGUCUUUCUUAACCGGUUACUUUGGUAUGAAUUUUGAGGAAUUCCCUGGAAUUCGACACUCGGACAAGUACUUCUGGACGAUUGCAGCCCCGGUGGCAGUCGUGACAACAUUGUUUCUUUUCAGAAGCGUGUUGUGGAGAGAUGUGCUUAACAAAUUCCGGAAGAGAUCAAUCAACAACGCCAGGAAGAAGAGAUAUGAAAAGAUGAGUAAGAGAGAAUAG